AUGUCUUUACCUCCUUUUGCUUCUUGGAAUGUGAGAGGAUUUAAUCAUCCUCUUAAAGUUUCUAUGUGCAAAGACCUCAUCUCUUCCCAUAAUCUCAAGCUUCUAGGUAUCUUAGAAGCUAAAAUUCAUCCUUCUAUGUCUUCGGAUCCCUGGUUUUGUCAUUGCCACAGGGUUAUCCAUGGGACUUUUUCCUCUGGCUCCUCCCCUCCAAUUUUAUUGUCGGUCAUUUAUGCUGCUAAUCAGCCGGAAGAUAGAAAGAUUCUCUGGGACAAUCUGCUUCAUAUUUCUCAAAACAUCCAUCUUCCCUGGGCUGUCAUGGGAGACUUUAAUUGUCACAGAUUUGACUAUGAGAAGGCGGGGGGUUCCCCUUUACCCCUUGGACGUUUGGGGGAGCUUAAUAAUUUUAUUUUUAACUGUGGACUUCAAGACCUCUCCUCUGUUGGUCAUCUUUAUACCUGGUUUAAUCAAAGGAUUGAUUUGCCCAUCCACAUUAAGCUCGACAGAAUUUUGGUGAAUUCAGAUUUUCUGGACUUCUUUCCUAUGGCUCAUUACAAGGUGGAUUCUCCCUGCGGUUCUGACCAUUCUCCGAUUAUUUUGUUGGCUAACUCUGUUAAUAGAAUCUUCUCAAGGUUCUUGUUCAAGAAAUUUUGGCUCAAUUUAGAUGGGUUUUGGGAAGUUUUACUCAAUGUUUUUCAUACUCCUAAUAUGGCUAGCCCUAUCUCUGCAUUUUACAAUUGUUUGAAAGCCCUGAAAAUUAAAAUCAAAGGUAUGAAUUGGUCUUCUUCCACCUUUCUGUCUAAUGCUAUUUUAGAAGCAAAAAGUCAUCAGAUGCAUUGCCUGAAUGCCUUACAAUCUGCUCCUCUUGACCAAGCUUUUAACACCAACCUUAAAUUGGCUAAUGAUAGACUUAAUCAUUUACAAAUGGAAUGGUCCUCCUGGAUUGCCCAAAGAGCUAAAUCUUAUUGGCUUGCUCAAGGGGAAGACGACUUGGGUUUUCUCUAUGCUAAAAUUAGAUCUAGAGCAAUAGGAAAUCUUAAUCAAAAAUCUCCUCUAGUCGGUGGUAUUAUUACGCGGACAUCACAACAUUGCGGGGGAGCUUAUUGA
Dendrobium catenatum is the source of this 1104-nucleotide messenger RNA. RefSeq lists its product as uncharacterized. Lineage: Eukaryota; Viridiplantae; Streptophyta; Magnoliopsida; Asparagales; Orchidaceae. The transcript is spliced from 2 exons. The record is from RefSeq and is a predicted model, not a curated record. The coding region runs from base 1 to 1104 and encodes 367 amino acids. Gene Ontology annotation, molecular function: catalytic activity.